CAGCCGGGCCGACCAGAAAUUUCAAAUAGCGCGCGCAUUGAAAAAAAUUGAGAAGAGAGAGAUCGCUUACACACUCGCUUCGCUCGCCCGCCAGAAAAAGUUUUACCAAUCAAGUUUUUUAUUUCGCAAUAAAACAAGCACGGAAAAAAGAAACAAAACUUCAACCUAGUUAAAGUUAGUGUCGCUGUCGUAGUGACCGUUUCGUGAGUGUGUGCUGUGCAUGUUCUGGUGUUGAUCGCUGCGUCGCAGAAGAAGAAGAUGUGCAAGCAGGAAAAACAAAAGAGAAAUUGAAUACAAUUAAAGUUAGCGUUGAAUCGAAUGGCCAAUAUAGUGAGCGAAUAAAGCUGUACAUAUGUGUAGUUAAAAAUAUGAAUAAUAGUACCACCAAAAGUCGUGUUCCUCAGCCCCCCUCGAAGAUCACAUAUACAUAUACGCGAAAGCUUGGUGUUGGUGUUGAAAUCGAAAUUGAAAGUUGUUGUGGGUGAGCAGCACACUACUGCAAACGGAAUAGAACGCGUCGCGUGUGUGUAUCCCUCAGGCAUACACACUCAACCACUGGAGCUGUUGCCAAAAGAGAUUGUGAAAGGGGAAAGCUCGACUUGGACGCACACAUGUGCACAGAAGACCCACGACGUACAUACGAAUUCCAUAUCCACCGUGAACGCUUAUCCAUUGAAUCUUAGUUGUUUAGUGCAAGGAAUUAAACAAUUUUCGAUCAAUUGCUAAUGAAAGAGUUUCAGAGAAUGUUGAUGUUGCAAUACAGCAAGCAUGGCGAGUGCAUACUCAAGGAAAUCGGAGCAGCGUUCCGGGGAGAGCACCCGGCAGACCUCACAAUCGUGUGCGAGAACAAAGUGAAGCUGCAUGCCCACAAACUGGUGCUGGCCGCCGCCAGUCCCCUCAUAAGAAACCUGUUGGAGGACACUCACCUGAGCGACUGCUCGACCACCGUCUACUUUCCGGACGUCAAUGCCACCUACUUUAAAUUCCUGCUGGACUUUCUGUACUCCGGACAGACGUGCAUCACCUCGCGCGACGUGAACUACCUGCACGAUCUGCUGCUGCUCCUGCAGAUCAAGUCUGACAGCUGGAAGACCACGGACUCAGCCUAUCUGAACAGUAAGUGCGGGAGCAUACGCGAGAGAUCACGGAAGCAGUAUUCGUCCUCCCAGAACCUGGACCAGACCCUCAAGUAUGAGGUCGACAGUGUGGACGAGUCCAGAAAUGCGGCCGACUAUUCCACAUGCUCGGCCGAGCACUGCGAGACUGCUCCCGAAUGCGGUGGCGGGGAGGUGGCCAAGGAGGAGGACGAUGACUGCAUGCACAAGGACAACAAGAGCGACAAAGAUACAGAUGAAAUCGUAAAUCUCUCCAACGCGCCACCGAGUGGCAUCAGCAACCACAGCAACACCAACAGCAACAGCAGUAACAACAACAACAACAACAACAAUUCGGCUAUAAAUCCAGUUAACCUUUCACUCGACCUCCGGACGAAAAGCGAGAACUCGGCCCGCAGUGACGCCAGCAGAACCAUUGGAUCCGGAUCUGAUCACAGCGGCAUCGACCUGGCUGUCAGCGCGAGCGAGAGCACGAAGCGGAAGGGACUGUUCUUUGACUCCCACAAGGAUGUGCUUAAGCCGCUGUCCGACGGGUCGGACAUCAACAGCUCGCCGGAAAACUACGUGGUUACGCCCCAUCGAAAACGACGACCUGGCUUUCACAACACUCAGAGCGACAAUCAGCCAUUCACUUCGUAUCAGCACAACCUGUUGGAGGAACUGAGACUGGUCAAGUCGACGACAUCGCCCAUAUCUGGAUUUGGCUCGGAGAAGAAUAUGCUCGCCCAUCUCGAGGAUGGGGCGCUCAACGGCGACAAUAUGACGCCGGACCGGAAGCUACUCGAAUCGCAGAGGAACCGUGCACAGAGCCCGGAUAUUCCAAUGCAUUUGGGACCCCAGUUCGUGUACCAGUGGCAGUCGAAUCAGAACGCCGCGAUUUCCGCAAUGCCCAAUCUGCAGUCGCGACUCUCUAGUCUGUCCCACAUGAAUCUGGGGCUGGACCCAGAGGGUCGCAGCAGCUCCGCCUCCGGGUCGAACAUAGCCAGCAGCAACCCCCACUCGUCGUCGGUGCGGGAGUACCGGUGCGAGUACUGCGGCAAACAGUUCGGCAUGUCCUGGAACCUCAAGACCCAUCUGCGCGUCCACACGGGCGAGAAGCCCUUUGCCUGCCGCCUCUGCGUGGCCAUGUUCAAGCAGAAAGCCCACCUUCUCAAGCACUUGUGCUCGGUCCACCGGAACAUCAUCACCACCACCAAUGGCACGGACACGGAGAACCGCUACAGCUGUUGCUUCUGCUCUAUGUGCUUCGAGUCGGUGCAGGAGCUGGUCCGGCAUCUCUCCGGCCACCACAACAACCUGCUGCUGACCAAGAAUCUUCGCGAAUAACCUAACCGAUCUUUGAGUUGGCUCCACCCGCCGCCAAUCCAAUACUUGCAAAGAGACCUGAAUUUUAUAUAUAUAUUGUAUACAAACAUACGGUAAACAGUAACAGUAACAGAUUUAAUUACUUAUUGUAUAAAGAUGUAAAAUGUACAUUUAAAUCGUAAGCUUACCAACAUUCACGUGACUACUUUACUGGAUUCACGAUCACCUUACCGACAACAUGGACGGUACGGUCUAAACUCAGCCAGAGAUGGGUCUGGGGCUGGUAAUUAGAAUCCAAGAAUCCGAGCCCGAGCAAGAGAGAGAGAGGCGACACAAGUUGUUUUUUUUUCUCAUUUGAAUUGUAUUUGACUUUCAAACACCACACAGAACCCCAUGUCCACUACACUCUUUUUUUAAAACGGCUGGUCCAUUAUGCGGAACAUUAUUUUCUAAGAAUAUUUGUAUACAAACGGUAUUGUAAUUUCUAUUUUAUUUUCUACCCCGUCUUACAUGAACUCCAUUACAUUACCUACGCUACCUACCUACACAUAUUUGAAUAACUUUUAUACACUCUUGCAUGCUAAGAUUUUACAUAUUCCCUCCUAAAAUCGCCAAUAAAGUGUGUAAAUAGUACAGUAUAAAUUCGCAAGAUCGUAAUAAAAUCAGAAAAGCAUUUUAGUUUUGUCUACGAGUAUACAUAUUUUCCAAACAAUUUAAGAAAUAUAUUGUUUUUAACC
Molecule: messenger RNA, 3157 nt
Organism: Drosophila obscura
Lineage: Eukaryota; Metazoa; Arthropoda; Insecta; Diptera; Drosophilidae
Gene: ken
Product: transcription factor Ken
Exons: 3
Coding region: 726-2441 (571 amino acids)
Biological process (GO): regulation of transcription by RNA polymerase II
Cellular component (GO): nucleus
Molecular function (GO): RNA polymerase II cis-regulatory region sequence-specific DNA binding; protein binding; DNA-binding transcription factor activity
Source: RefSeq, a predicted model, not a curated record